Phaedon cochleariae (mustard beetle) is the source of this 932-nucleotide messenger RNA. NCBI's taxonomy places the organism in Eukaryota, Metazoa, Arthropoda, Insecta, Coleoptera, Chrysomelidae. The record is from the annotation of a GenBank genome assembly.
CCUUCAAGCUAGGGUAAAGAUUCAAAAACAAAACAAUUUAAGAAGAAGAAUGGCUGGACGGAGGUAAGAGGCCAAGAAAAAUAAAGUAGAAGAUGAAGAAACUGUCCCAUUAAAUGUUUAAAAAUUUAACAACUUUUUUGCCACAGAUUCCGGUACCCGUGUCCCUGGUCGCGGUGUUUCAUAUUUCGCCAACAGCCGUGUAGUGAUUUUGACUAGUAAUGAGGAAUAUUGAAAUAAAAGCUAAAGUAAGAGAUCUGACAAAAUUAAUGGACAAAGUCAGAUCACUUGAACCACAAAAAUGCGAGAUCAUUAAACAAGAAGACACCUUUUUCAAUACUUCCAAUGGAAGGCUGAAAUUACGAAAAUUCGAGAAUGGAACCGGUGAACUAAUAUUCUAUAAUAGACCAGACACAGAGGGUCCUAAAAUGUGUAGUUAUGAAAAAUCAGAUGUAUCCACAGAAAAUUUUAAUAGUCUCCACUCUGUUCUAGAAAGAUCAUUGGGAGCAAAGACAACUGUGAAAAAAACUAGACAGCUGUUUAUAGUAGACCAGACUAGAGUACAUGUGGAUUCUGUUGACAAGUUAGGAAAUUUCAUGGAAUUAGAGGUGGUAUUAAAUGACAAUCAAACACCUGAAGAUGGAGAACAAAUUGCUUUCAACUUGAUGACAAAACUUGGUGUUGAGAAGGAAGAUUUGAUAUCUGGUGCUUAUGCAGAUUUGUUGAACAAAAUUUAAUGACAUUUCUGCAAGAGGAAUCAAAAUUACAUAAAGAUUCUUCUUCAUGAUGCUUGACAUAAAUUGACCUACCAUCUGAUAUUGUGCAUUAGGUGAGAAUAUCAUAUUUUAUUUUGUAGUUUCACAUCUCAGUUUCUCAAUAAAUUAUACAUUCAAUCAAUAGUAGGUACCUAUAUUAGGUAUCUGAAUGUAUCCUGG